AUGGCACAUAAAAUCAAGACCAUCAACGCCUCUUUGGUGGAUCUCAAAUCUGAGGCAUCUUUCAUUGGGCUAGUUUCCAAGAAAAUAGAUGCAACCCCUCAAGGGAUUGCAGGGGAUAGAGAAACCAACUCAUUCUUGAUGAAGAUGAAAUCGUGGUUGGAAGGAAGGAGGAUCUGUCAAAGAUAA
This is a messenger RNA of Prunus armeniaca (apricot), 186 nucleotides long. The record is from the annotation of a GenBank genome assembly. NCBI's taxonomy places the organism in Eukaryota, Viridiplantae, Streptophyta, Magnoliopsida, Rosales, Rosaceae.